Zalophus californianus (California sea lion) is the source of this 1416-nucleotide messenger RNA. RefSeq names its product Wnt family member 9A (gene WNT9A). The record is from RefSeq and is a predicted model, not a curated record. Gene Ontology annotation, cellular component: extracellular region. The transcript has 4 exons. Gene Ontology annotation, molecular function: frizzled binding; cytokine activity. The coding region runs from base 85 to 1182 and encodes 365 amino acids. NCBI's taxonomy places the organism in Eukaryota, Metazoa, Chordata, Mammalia, Carnivora, Otariidae. Gene Ontology annotation, biological process: canonical Wnt signaling pathway; multicellular organism development; neuron differentiation.
UCCGGGCGCUAUAAGAGGGCAGCGGCCGCGGGGCGCCCUGCACGGGGCCGGGAGCGCGAUGGUCAGCCGCCGAGGCGCGGCAAGAUGCUGGAUGGGCCCCUGCUGGCGCGCUGGCUGGCCGCGGCCUUCGCGCUGACGCUGCUGCUCGCCGCGCUGCGCCCCUCGGCCGCCUACUUCGGGCUGACGGGCAGCGAGCCCCUGACCAUCCUCCCGCUGACCCUGGAGCCAGAGGCCGCCGCCCAGGCGCACUACAAGGCCUGCGACCGGCUGAAGCUGGAGCGCAAGCAGAGACGCAUGUGCCGCAGAGACCCAGGCGUGGCGGAGACGCUGGUGGAGGCGGUCAGCAUGAGCGCGCUGGAGUGCCAGUACCAGUUCCGGUUCGAGCGCUGGAACUGCACUUUGGAGGGCCGGUACCGGGCCAGCCUACUCAAGCGAGGCUUCAAGGAGACCGCCUUCCUCUAUGCCAUCUCCUCGGCCGGCCUGACGCACGCGCUGGCCAAGGCGUGCAGUGCGGGCCGCAUGGAGCGCUGCACGUGCGACGAGGCCCCCGACCUGGAGAACCGCGAGGCCUGGCAGUGGGGUGGCUGCGGGGACAACCUCAAGUACAGCAGCAAGUUCGUCAAGGAGUUCCUGGGCCGGCGGUCGAGCAAAGAUCUGCGAGCCCGCGUGGACUUCCACAACAACCUCGUGGGUGUGAAGGUAAUCAAGGCUGGGGUGGAGACCACGUGCAAGUGCCACGGUGUGUCGGGCUCCUGCACGGUGCGGACAUGCUGGCGACAAUUGGCGCCCUUCCAUGAGGUGGGCAAACGCCUGAAACACAAGUACGAGACGGCCCUCAAGGUGGGCAGCACCACCAACGAGGCCACCGGUGAGGCCGGUGCCAUCUCCCCGCCUCGGGGCCGGGCGGCCGGGACAGGAGGCAGCGACCCACUGCCCCGCACGCCGGAGCUCGUGCACCUGGAUGACUCGCCCAGCUUCUGCCUGGCCAGCCGCUUCUCCCCGGGCACCGCCGGCCGCAGGUGCCACCGGGAGAAGAACUGCGAGAGCAUCUGCUGUGGGCGUGGCCACAACACGCAGAGUCGGGUGGUGACGCGGCCCUGCCAGUGCCAGGUUCGCUGGUGCUGCUACGUGGAGUGCAGGCAGUGCACACAGCGUGAGGAGGUCUACACCUGCAAGGGCUGAGCCCCCGGCCCCGCCCCCCUGCUGCGGGGGCGAGGCAGUGCGUACAGCGCCAAGGGUCUACACCUGCAGGGGCUGAGCCCCCGGCCCCGCCCCCCUGCUGCGGGGGCGAGGCAGUGCGUGCAGCGCGAGGGGUCUCCACUGGCCGGCCUGGCUGUCUCUGCCCCUUCGUUCCCCCCUUGCAAAGACCCAGAGGCGGGAGGUGGCCCUGGUCUGGCCCCUGCGUCCCCUCUGCGC